Molecule: messenger RNA, 4839 nt
Organism: Neltuma alba
Lineage: Eukaryota; Viridiplantae; Streptophyta; Magnoliopsida; Fabales; Fabaceae
Product: phosphomethylpyrimidine synthase, chloroplastic
Exons: 13
Coding region: 157-3897 (1246 amino acids)
Biological process (GO): proteolysis; thiamine biosynthetic process
Cellular component (GO): chloroplast thylakoid membrane
Molecular function (GO): iron-sulfur cluster binding; ATP-dependent peptidase activity; metalloendopeptidase activity
Source: RefSeq, a predicted model, not a curated record
CACCCUGUCUUCCGCUCUCCGGGUCUCUUCUUCUUCCGAUUUUAGCAUCAUCGGUUCUCUGAAAUUAUAUCCCUGAAGCUCGUCUGUAUGCAUCUGUACAAGGAUACGAACACCCUCAGGUUUUGAUUUUUUUUCUUAUUUCUGGGGUAUUUCGGAAUGUCAGCGUUGGAGUAUCUUUCGCCGUUAACUUACAGCAAAUUCUAUCUAAAUUCGAAUUCGAAUUUCUAUCACUGGCAAGGAUGGGGCUUUUCCCCACAGAAAUCGACGUUUUUUUGCAAGAAUUCGAGUCAUUACGUUGCGAAUUCCGGGGCGGUUCCGCCCUUUAGAGCUUACAAGCAAGUUAAUUUGUCGAGGAAUUCAGAGAGGUUCAAUUUGUGGGGAGGUUUUGUGAGGAACUACGGACUCAGAAAGGGUUGUUGUAGCGUUAGAGCUAGCGGUCAAGAAAGCGAUUCGACCGCGGCGGGUUCGGGUUCCAGUGAGCAGAGUGAAGCUGCGAAAGCCAGCGAGGGUCAAGGGGUCAAGAAUUCGCCGACUUCCGGUUCGAACCGGAGGAGGGAGAAACAUGGGAAAGGUGGGUGGUGGUGGAGUUCUAAGGGAGGGAAGUGGAGAUGGCAACCCAUAGUUCAGGCUCAGGAAAUUGGAGUUUUGCUCUUGCAGUUGGGAAUUGUGAUUUUCGUUAUGCGGUUGCUUCGCCCCGGGGUUCCAUUACCUGGGUCGGAGCCGAGGACUCCCACUACGUUUGUUAGUGUGCCAUACAGCGAUUUCUUGAGUAAAAUUAACAGUAAUCAAGUGCAGAAGGUGGAGGUUGAUGGUGUCCAUAUCAUGUUUAAAUUGAAGUCUGAUGUUCAGGAUAGUGAAGUUGCGGGAGCAAGUAAGUUGCAAGAGUCAGAAUCGUUGAUUAAGAGUGUCGCUCCAACGAAAAGGAUAGUUUACACAACAACAAGGCCAAGUGAUAUAAAAACUCCGUACGAAAAGAUGUUGGAAAAUGAGGUAGAGUUCGGGUCACCGGAUAAACGUUCUGGUGGAUUCUUUAACUCAGCUUUGAUAGCCUUGUUCUAUGUUGCUGUGCUUGCUGGGCUUCUGCAUCGAUUCCCUGUGAGCUUUUCUCAGCAUACUGCUGGUCAGAUUAGGAACCGGAAACCAGGUACCUCUACUGGUGCAAAGUCAUCUGAUCAAGGCGAGGCUAUCACUUUUGCUGAUGUUGCUGGUGUUGAUGAGGCUAAGGAAGAGUUAGAAGAGAUUGUGGAAUUUCUUCGAAACCCAGACAAAUAUAUUCGACUUGGUGCUCGUCCUCCUCGGGGUGUUCUCCUGGUGGGUCUUCCUGGAACAGGCAAGACUCUACUAGCUAAGGCUGUUGCUGGGGAAGCUGAUGUGCCAUUCAUAAGCUGUUCUGCUAGUGAGUUUGUGGAGUUAUAUGUUGGCAUGGGUGCCUCCCGUGUGAGAGACCUCUUUGCACGGGCAAAGAAGGAAGCUCCAUCCAUAAUAUUUAUUGAUGAGAUAGAUGCUGUGGCCAAAAGUCGUGAUGGGAAAUUUCGUAUUGUCAGCAAUGAUGAGCGAGAGCAAACCUUAAAUCAGUUGCUCACUGAGAUGGAUGGGUUUGACAGCAACUCUGCCGUUAUUGUUCUUGGUGCAACUAAUCGUGCCGAUGUUUUAGACCCUGCACUUCGUCGACCAGGGAGAUUUGAUCGUGUAGUUAUGGUGGAAACUCCUGAUAGGAGUGGAAGAGAAUCCAUCCUAAAAGUUCAUGUUGCCAAGAAAGAACUUCCUUUAGCCAAAGAUGUUGACCUCAGUGACAUUGCUGCUAUGACCACUGGUUUCACUGGGGCAGAUCUUGCAAACCUUGUAAAUGAAGCUGCCUUAUUGGCUGGAAGACAAAACAAAAUUGUUGUGGAGAAAAUUGAUUUUAUUCAAGCCGUGGAGAGAUCAAUAGCUUUCAGCAUCAAUAUGGCGUCAGUUCAUGCUAAUGCGACAUCAAUUGUUGGCAAGAAUGGCAAUCAUGUUUCUCAACCAAAGCUUGCCGGUACUGCAUUCUUGCCUGGAUUUGAUGUUACUGGGCGCGUUUCCAGUAGUUGGAAGAAAGAACUUGUCCCAUUUUCCAUGGCCUUGGGCCCUAGAGCUACAUUGACAUUUGAUCCUCCAACUACUAAUUCAGACAGAAGCAGACAAAAGAAGAACACUGUUGACCCUGCUUCUCCAGAUUUUCUGCCUCUUCCUUCCUUUGAACAAUGCUUUCCAAAAAGCACAAAAGAACACAAGGAAGUUAUACAUGAAGAAACCGGUCAUGUGCUCAAAGUUCCCUUCAGACGAGUUCACCUGUCCGGGGAUGAACCGCACUUCGACGCCUAUGAUACUAGUGGCCCUCAAAAUAUAAGCCCAAGGAUUGGGCUCCCUAAGUUGCGCAAGGACUGGGUUGACAGGCGGGAGAAAAUAGGUGCGCCAAGAUUCACUCAAAUGUAUUAUGCUAAGCAGGGAAUCAUUACUGAAGAGAUGCUAUUUUGUGCUUCCCGUGAGAAGCUUGACCCAGAGUUUGUCAGGUCAGAAGUUGCUCGUGGACGAGCUAUCAUCCCUUCCAACAAGAAGCACCUGGAACUAGAGCCCAUGAUAGUUGGAAGGAACUUUUUGGUGAAAGUAAAUGCAAAUAUUGGAAAUUCAGCUGUUGCAAGCUCUAUAGAAGAGGAAGUCUACAAGGUUCAGUGGGCAACUAUGUGGGGAGCUGAUACAGUCAUGGACCUCUCCACGGGUCGCCACAUUCAUGAAACUCGAGAGUGGAUCCUACGGAACUCUUCUGUACCAGUUGGGACUGUACCAAUCUAUCAAGCACUUGAAAAAGUAAAUGGAGUUGCUGAAAAUCUCAGCUGGGAAGUUUUCAGGGAUACCCUGAUUGAACAAGCUGAACAGGGUGUUGAUUACUUCACCAUACAUGCAGGAGUGCUUCUAAGGUAUAUCCCAUUAACAGCAAAACGCAUGACUGGAAUAGUCUCCCGAGGAGGAUCCAUUCAUGCAAAGUGGUGCUUAGCUUAUCACAAGGAGAAUUUUGCUUAUGAACACUGGGAUGACAUCCUUGACAUUUGUAAUCAGUAUGAUGUGGCCUUGUCCAUAGGUGAUGGGCUACGACCCGGGUCCAUCUAUGAUGCAAAUGACACUGCUCAGUUUGCUGAACUCUUGACACAGGGAGAGCUGACCCGUAGAGCAUGGGAGAAGGACGUGCAGGUGAUGAAUGAAGGACCUGGCCAUAUACCAAUGCACAAGAUUCCUGAAAACAUGCAGAAACAACUGGAAUGGUGUAAUGAAGCUCCAUUUUACACUCUUGGUCCUUUAACAACUGAUAUAGCUCCUGGUUAUGAUCACAUCACCUCUGCAAUUGGUGCUGCCCAUAUUGGAGCACUUGGCACUGCUCUUCUAUGUUAUGUGACUCCAAAAGAACAUCUUGGGUUGCCAAAUAGGGAUGAUGUGAAGGCAGGAGUUAUAGCUUACAAGAUAUCUGCUCACGCUGCUGAUUUAGCAAAAGGUCAUCCACAUGCUCAAUCCUGGGAUGAUGCAUUAAGCAAGGCUAGAUUUGAAUUCCGAUGGAUGGACCAGUUUGCCUUGUCAUUAGAUCCAAUGACUGCUAUGUCCUUCCAUGAUGAAACACUGCCAUCAGAAGGUGCCAAGGUAGCCCAUUUCUGCUCUAUGUGCGGACCUAAAUUCUGCUCUAUGAAGAUAACAGAGGAUGUGCGUAAGUAUGCUGAGAAACAUGGUUAUGGGAAUGUUGAGGAAGCUUUAAAGCAUGGGAUGGAUGCUAUGAGUGCUGAAUUUCAAGCUGCCAAGAAAACUGUCAGUGGGGAACAACACGGUGAAGCUGGUGGAGAAAUUUACCUGCCAGAAAGUUACAUAAAUUCCAAGGAGGGGCCCAUAUGAAUGGAGUGACUGAUCGAACAUUUGAAAUGGAACUUGGAGCUGGUUGCAUAUUAGGCGUAUCAGAUUGGUGAAGAAUAAUUUUCAAGUUUCAAGCUGCCGGAGAAUGCAAAGUUCAGUUUGUUAGACAAUCUUUUAAACUCUAUCCUUAUUCUGUCUGUCUGGUGUCCAAUAAUUUCCAUGAACAAACCUAUCAUUUUAACUAGUUCCACCUUUAGAUUGGUCUUCAUCUUUUGGGAAAUCUUAUUAACAUCCAAGAUGCACCAGGGGUGCCUUCAUCUGCAUUAGCUCCGGCUUUGAAGAGCUGGGAUGCUAGCAGAUCGGGCUGAGAUAGUCCCUUUGAACCUGAACAGGGUAAAGCCUGCGUAGGGAGCGUGCAUUGUUCCUUUUUUCUGCGUUUUUGUAUGCAUUGCAGCAGUGCAGGGAGUUUGCGUUGUAAUCUGGUUUGAGCUAGCUAGCUAGCUGACUUCUGGGAAGCAGAUUCUGCAUGACGAUCAUGAAGUUUCAGAGAACCAAAUCUUUACAUAACGAGAUCUGGCUCAUGUCCCUUGGCACUUUAAGUUGGUGAACUACUAUGUGAAGGGUAAUUCUAUGGAGCCUUCUAUUUCUUGGAAGAUUUUUAUUAUUAGAUGCAUGCAGUGACAACAUAAAGAUGCAUCUAAUAAUGAGAAUGUUUAAAGUUUUCAGAAGUAGAAUUCCCCAUAAAAUUAUUUUAAAAAAACUGCUUACAUCGUAACAUCAACAAAUUUCAGAAGUGCUGAAUUUUUCGAUUGACGUGUGCCGCUGCCAGUCAAAUUAAAAUUAUAUCGCUGAAACAAAUUGAAACUGGUGCCAUCUUACUAUGUUUGCUGAAUCAUGAGAUUCUAACAUAAUAUAUUAAGCAAUACUUGUACUGAAAUUCUAACAUACUUGAUAAAAGAAUAUUUAAGUAAUAUUCAAUCACAA